AUGUUCCUGGGCCAAUUGGUCGCGACAAUAUGGUCAUGUAUCGUGCAGCUUGCAGUCUUCGAGUGGGCCUUCGGUGGUGGUAUCAAAGACCUAUGCGCUCUUCACCAGGUCAAUCACUUCACUUGUCCUGGAGGAAGAGUCUUCUACAACGCCAGUGUAAUCUGGGGAGUCAUUGGUCCCGCACGCAUGUUCAGCGGUGAUGCCACCUACAAGAAUCUUCAGUGGUUCUGGCUAGCUGGUGCUGCUGCUCCAGUCAUCUUCUUCUUUGCGGCCAAGCAGUGGCCAAAGUCACCCAUCCGCUUCCUCAGCGCUCCUCUAAUCUUCGGCGGCACUGGACAAAUUCCACCUGCCACACCAUUGAACUACUUGUCAUGGGGUGUUGUUGGCUUCAUCUUCAACAAGUGGAUUCGCAACAGAUACAGAGGCUGGUGGAUGCGCUUCAACUACAUUACAUCAGCUGCCCUUGAUUCCGGUCUUGCUAUCUCAACCAUCUUGAUUGUUCUGACAAUCAGUUUGACCAAUACCGACGCACCCAACUGGUGGGGCAAUGUUGCUAUAUAUAACACCAUGGACAGUCUGGGUACAGCUGUAUCAAAAGUCCUACCCGAAGGUGCUACCUUUGGUCCUUCUUCGUGGUAA
This is a messenger RNA of Aureobasidium musti, 639 nucleotides long. NCBI's taxonomy places the organism in Eukaryota, Fungi, Ascomycota, Dothideomycetes, Dothideales, Saccotheciaceae. The record is from the annotation of a GenBank genome assembly.